Molecule: messenger RNA, 1929 nt
Organism: Lycium barbarum (goji berry)
Lineage: Eukaryota; Viridiplantae; Streptophyta; Magnoliopsida; Solanales; Solanaceae
Product: pentatricopeptide repeat-containing protein At1g71060, mitochondrial
Exons: 1
Coding region: 145-1698 (517 amino acids)
Molecular function (GO): protein binding
Source: RefSeq, a predicted model, not a curated record
AAAAUAAAAAAAUCCUCUCAUUUGCUCCAUCAUCUUACCUAAUUUCCACUUUUCCUUCUUUCCCUUCCCCCAUUUCCUCAGUUUCUAAAAAAAAAAACCAGUAAAUUAGAGAAAUCAUUUUUCACUCAAAGUUCAUCCCAAAAAAUGAAUCUCCAUCGAUCCCUUUGCCGUAUUUCUAAAACCCUAAUCCCUUUACUUCACAAUUCCACAAAAAAUGGACACCAAAUACACAAAUUACUCUCCUUUUUCCAAAUUUCUACUUGUAGUAGUAAUUCAGUGAAUACCCAUUUCAACUCCAAUGCUAAUCACCAAAACCCAUAUCACAAAAACCUAGAAAUAAUCCAAGAAGCAGAAAAAAUCUGCAAAAUUUUAUUAAAAAACAGUGGUGUAAAUGUUGGUGAUGCUUUAAGUUGUGCUAAAGUAAAUGUGAGUCCUUUAUUAGUUAAUGAAGUUAUAAAGAAGCUGAGUAAUUCUGGUGUUUUAGCUUUAUGUUUCUUUCGUUGGGCCGAAAAAGAAAACGGAUUUGAGCAUUGUGCAGAGAGUUAUCAUGGUUUAAUUGAAGCAUUAGGGAAAAUCAAACAGUUUAAAAUGGUUUGGAUUUUAAUUGAUGAGUUGAAAAACAAAGGGUUGUUGUGUAAAGACGCAUUUGCCCUUGUAUCGCGGAGAUUUGCUCGUGCUAGGAAGGUUAAAGAAGCGAUCGAGGCGUUUGAGAGAAUGGAGAAAUAUGGGUUGGUUCAUGAGUUGCAAGAUUUUAAUAGAUUGCUUGAUACAUUGUGUAAGUCUAGGAAUGUUGGGAGUGCUCAAGAGAUGUUUGAUAAAUGGAAGAAUAGGAAAUUUAAGCCUAAUAUUAAGUCGUAUACGAUAUUGUUAGAAGGGUGGGGUCAAGAAAAGAAUUUGUUGAGGUUGAACGAAGUUUAUCGCGAGAUGGAGGGUGAUGGUAUUGAGCCGGAUGUGGUGAGUUAUGGGAUUAUGAUCCAUGCUCAUUGCAAGGUUAAAAAGUAUGACGAGGCGAUUUUGUUGUGGCGCGAAAUGGAGAGGAAUAAGAUUAAGGUGACGCCUCAUGUUUAUUGCACGUUGAUAAAUGGUUUGGGGUCGGAGAAAAGGUUGGCUGAGGCGAUUAAGUAUUUCGAGCUGUAUAAGGGUAGUGGUUUUGAGCUUGAUGUGUUUACGUUUAAUGCGAUGGUGGGAGCUUAUUGUUGGUCUAUGCGUAUGGAUGAUGCAUAUAAGUUAGUUGAUGAGAUGAGGAGAUGUAACAUUGGUCCGAAUACCCGAACAUAUGAUAUCAUUCUUCACCAUCUUAUAAAGGCCAGGAGAACGAAUGAAGCUUAUUCGGUGUUUCAGAAAAUGAGCAAUGAUCCGGGCUGUGAACCGACUGUGAGUACGUACGAGAUAAUGGUGAGGAUGUUCUGCAACGAGGACCGGAUAGAUAUGGCUCUUAGGGUAUGGGAUCAGAUGAAAGCUAAGGGAGUUCUUCCCGGAAUGCAUUCGUUUUCCACGUUGAUUAACAGCUUUUGCCAUGAGAAUAGAUUGGAUGAUGCCUGCAGAUACUUUCAAGAGAUGCUUGAUAUGGGCAUGAGACCUCCACUUCCGAUGUUUGAUAAUCUAAAACGCGCACUUCUUGACGAGGGAAAAGAGGAUACUGUAAAGGCUUUGUGGAGGAAACUUGAGAAACUAAGAAAAAGUCCUUUAGUUGGAUAAAGACAGCUUAAAGAUGGAAUCAUUUUAAUGUAGUAUUUGUAUUUUUCCCAAUUGAACUCGUUGAAAUUUGUUGUAUCAUCCAUAUGUUUCAUUAUGUCCAUUUCGUUUUUGUCCCCAUAGUUAAAGCUCUGUGGAGGAAACUUGAGAAACUAAGAGAAAAGUCCAUUGGUUGGAUAAUGUUGGCAUAAGAUGGAUUCAUUUUGACAAUUGAACUGGUUGAAUUUUGUUGUA